Messenger RNA from Cariama cristata (Red-legged seriema), 1431 nucleotides. It is a transcript of the gene SAMD11, whose product is annotated as sterile alpha motif domain containing 11. The record is from RefSeq and is a predicted model, not a curated record. The coding region runs from base 1 to 1431 and encodes 476 amino acids. The transcript is spliced from 6 exons. NCBI's taxonomy places the organism in Eukaryota, Metazoa, Chordata, Aves, Cariamiformes, Cariamidae. Gene Ontology annotation, molecular function: protein binding.
AUGAAUUCAUUUUCUGAUUUCUGCAGGGAGAUAUCCCACCCACCGCCUCUGCUUUCACCCCAGAAUGCACCUCAUAUUGCCCUGGGGCCCCACUUGAGACCACCUUUCCUCGGGGUGCCUUCAGCUCUGUGCCAGACACCAGGUUAUGGGUUCCUACAGCCAGCACAAGCAGAGAUGUUUGCACGGCAGCAAGAGAUGCUACGAAAGCAAAACCUGGCAAGGUUGGAGAUGUCGGCCGAGAUCAUCCGCCAGAAGGAACUGGAGAAUCUCCACAGGCAAAGGCUACUGGCUGGCGACCCGCUGAGCCUGCAUCCCGGCUUGCCCCCAGACCACCCGGCCCUGCGUAACGUGCACGACAUCCCCGAGGGGCACCCGCUGCGGGAGGAGCUCUCCCGGAGGAACGCCAUGCUGGUGCUGCGGCACAAUAACACUCCCCUGCUAUCCCUCAACCCCAGCGUCCCCAGCAGUGCCACACCGCCCAAGGAGCAGCCCCGGCGGGGCAACCGAAAAUCGACACAUCACCGCGCUGAGCCGCAGGGGCUGAGCGAGGCCAAGGAGCUGGCGGAGCCCCGGGUGCGGGAUGGGGCACCAGACUGUAACGAUGAGGAGAUGAAGGACUCUGAGAGCGACGCGGAUGUGAGUGACGAGAAGCCGGAGAGCCUGAAGGCUGAGAGCAGCAGCUCAACUGCUGAGCUUAAAGAGUGCAAAGAGACGGGGAAAGUCUGCGAAGGGGCCAAGGAGCUGGGUGAAGCGGCUGUUGGCCAAAAUGCCCCCUGCAGCUCCUCGAGCGCCGAGUCCCCCAGCCAUUUGCUUGGCCCGGGCAUCAACAAAAACGAGGUGAAAUAUCUCCCGCCAGCCUCCAUCCCACCACCUCAGCCGCUGCCCUUCGGAUUCCCGUACACGAUGAGCCCGUACUUCCAUGCAGGCACCAUGGGAGGUCUCUUUCUGGAUGGUGAGGAAAGCCCUGCGCUGGAAGACAUCAGCAAAUGGACGGUGGAGGAUGUAUGCAGCUUUGUGUCCAACUUGUCCGGCUGCACCGAGUACACUCAGGUAUUCCGAGAGCAAGCGAUUGAUGGCGAGACCCUGCCCCUACUGACGGAAGAGCACUUACUGAACAAUAUGGGGCUGAAACUCGGACCUGCACUGAAGAUAAGGUCACAGGUCGCCAAGAGAGUGGGCAGAGUUCUGUACAUGGCAGGCUUCCCCAUGGCUUUCCCACUGCAACCUCCCGGUUUACGGCCACCAGAGCGGGACCUGCCCGCAGGCGGUCUCCGCCGGCCCGCAGCCGAUCUCCGGCCAUCCUCCACGGGCAGCGUGGCCUCCCCCUUCAGCAGUGGCCUGCCCUCCGCCAGCCGCGUCUCACCAAAGCAGGAAAAUGGAAACCCCUCCAUCAUUGCUGGGAUCAAUGACACCACGAAACCUCCAUCUUAA